Messenger RNA from Oryzias latipes (Japanese medaka), 1963 nucleotides. RefSeq names its product platelet-derived growth factor receptor-like (gene pdgfrl). NCBI's taxonomy places the organism in Eukaryota, Metazoa, Chordata, Actinopteri, Beloniformes, Adrianichthyidae. The record is from RefSeq and is a predicted model, not a curated record.
CUUGGAAAAUGAUUUUUUUUUUUUGCCUAUGAGUUCCAGUUUUUGAGUCAGUAGGAUGGAGCUGGUAAUCUAAGCAGGGCAGCUGGAGGCUGCACGGGUCCAGCGAAGCCUCAGCCCGGAUCUGUUCGUCUUCUGAUCCCCCCCCCCUCACCAGACCUGCUCCAUCUCUGCAGGCGACGUCUGACCAUGAAGCCCUGGCUGGUGCUUUGCCUGGCACUGCUCUGCGUUGAGCUCCAGAACUGUGCCUGCCAAGCCGUCAAGCGCAGAAAAGAUGUGGGGGAGAACCCAAAACGCUCAGGCGGGAGAAGAGAGAGGACUCGUCACCCCAACCUGAGCGACAGGAAAGGCAAAAGCCAGUCUCUGCUGACCCAGGUUUUGGACAAAGGCCGCUUCCUUCGGCUGGGUCAAAGCACGACCCUGACCCCUGCAAGAAACCUGGAGCUGCGCUGCAAAGGGACCAACAUGGGAUGGUCCUACCCGACCUACCUGGACACCUUCAACGACUCUCGCCUCAGCAUCAAGCAGAGUGACAAAUACAGCCAGCUGACUCUGACAUCCACCUCUGCGGCGGACACCGGCUCCUACAGCUGCUGGGUGAUCGUGUGCGACGGAGCAGAGUGCCACAAGGACCAGGACCGCACCUACGCCUCAUACAUCUACUUCACAGACAAGGACAACAUCUUCGUGCCGUCAGCCAUCCAUUUUGAGAUCGUGUACCUGCGCCCCGACCGGCCCGCCGUCGUUCCCUGUCGAGUGACAGAACCAAAAGCAACGGCGUCUCUGCACCGGGAGGUCCCCCCGGAGGAGAUUCCCGCCAACGGGACUCUGGUGACCUACGACCCCACCCUGGGAUUUGUGCUGCAGCGACCCAGCCCGGAACAUCAGGGAGUCUUCUACUGCAAGGCUGCUUUGAGCGGAACCCCUCAAGUCUCCACCAAGUACCAGCUGCUGUAUGUGGAAGUUCCCAGCGGGCCUCCAUUUGUGAGCCUCGAAGUCUCUCCGGAGUUUGUGAGAGGAGGUGAGAGCAUCAACGUCACCUGCACUGUGCUGGGAGACCCCGAGGCGGACGUGAGCUUCACCUGGUCGCACCCUGGUCAGGGUGUCCGGCCCGCUCACAUCCAAACGUCCUGGAGGUUGGUCAACAGAGGCGUGGGCUACACCACACGGGCCUCGAAGAGCACCUUGACAGUGGAGGACGUUGACACUGUCGACUUUGGGAACUAUGUCUGUAAAGCCAAGAACAAGCUCGGCGAGACGACUGUUUCAACCAGCAUCAAGCCCACAUAGCUCCAAAACUGUAUAUGAGAACUGGACUGAGUGACUCCUCCCCCCCGACGUUCCAAACAGGAAGUACCCGCUGGCUCCAAAAGCCAAAAUCCCAUAGAAUUCUAUAAAGAAACAAACAGUUGUUACUCAGUCCUUCUAUUUGUCAGAAUAACCAUUCUUGCUCUGCUUUAUAUUUUUUUAAACAUUUUCUUGCUAAUGCUAAUGGAUUUCUUCCUUAUUGCAAGUUAUUCAAGUUAUAAACUGGCCAAUGAGACACCUCAAUAAAAGUAGGCGGUGAGUGCUGGUCAUCACGUCCAACAUUUAAAAUGUUUGAUCUCCUGCUUUCAAGUAGACUUGAUUCCAACAAGCUCACUCCUGAUUGGCUAGAGUGGUUGCCAUAGAAAUGCUGGCUCAGAUCAACUCGGACCAAUCACUGCUUGUUGGCUCCAACAUGGUGACAUCUAUAUGGCGACAUCCUUCCGUUGGACGUGGAAGUAAACCAUUUUGUAUGGGUGACGCCACUCUCACUCAGUCCAGUUCUCCUUUACAGUCAGUGUUCCAACCAGCAGCUCAGACAGUCGAUCAUCCACCUGCUGUCGUCGUGUUGAGCUUCAAUAACAAACUACCAGAUAAAAACCUUCGUGCAUGUGCAGCCGAAAUUAGUGUAUAAAUACAAUAAAAAUAUUUACAGGUUUUA